UCCAAUGGGUCUGUGAAGAAAUAUUGACAAAUACGUAAAUGAAGUAGCCGACCAGUGAAUCUAUCAUGAUAGCAACGGGAGGAAGUCUUCUUCACAUUUCAGCCGGCAGCUCGAGCAAUUAUAAUACCAGGAAGAGUCGAAACAAAUGCAAGAAUGAUGUUGUGAUGGUGAAAGCCAAAUUGAAGCUAUGUUCCUUUUCAGGGUUGGUUUCCUCCUUUGGAAUUCUGGUACUGUUGUUAGGGAUUACAAUGGUAAUAAUGGGCUAUUGGCCUACAUCCAAUGAGAUUUUUGAAGCACCAAAUAACACCACCACCAACAUUUCUCACAAUGAAACUUCAAUUCUACAGAUUAUUUCUGAUGUUUUAGCAAGCUACUUGCAUUCCGACAAAUUAAAGGUUUUGGGACCGCUUAUGAUGGGGAUUGGGUUAUUUCUCUUUAUCUGUGCCAAUGCUGUCCUUCAUGAAGCCAGAGACAAGAAAUCCAAGAUUAUUAAUCUGCACGACAUCUACUCCACAGUGAUAGAUACACACAAUUUAACAAAGAAGGAAUACGGCCCUUCGAAUGGGUUUAUGAGCUAUAUGCGAUCUAAGAGUGAGAUUGACCUCAAGGCUCCCGAUUCUUACGGCACAACAAUGUCAGCUAAAAAGUCUUGGCAGCCAACUACUGAUGGCAACAUGAAUCACAUUGAUCCAGUGGAAAAACUGGGAAGAACCAAAACAUAUUUUUCAAACCAGCAGACACUUGACCAGAAGGACAAGCUGUUAAGAGAGUCCAAGUUUAACAUUUCCAGAAAUGGAACUACCGUUAAUGAAAGAGAGAAAAUUCCUAAAAUAUGGGACACCAAAUUCAAUACUACUUCCAUUAAUGAACCAGUUAUAAAAAUGGACCACUGUAUCCUUGAUGAUGAUAAUAUCAGACACAGCACAUAUAAUGAAGAAACACAAAUGUUGAGGUAUUAUGAAGAAACAAUACAGGAUUUGGACCAUAAUAUCUACGAUCAUAAAAGUAUGUUUGGAUGCAUUCUAGAGAAUGAUGUCCCUGUUGAUCACUUUGUGAAUAAUAGGUACAUUGAAACAGUGACUCCAAAUGUUUCAUGGUUAAACGAUGAACAAAUGGUAACCUGUAAAAGUUCCCAAAGACUUUCUCAGCACAAGUAUCAUGAAGAGGCUAUUGCUAAUAUUCCAUUGGACUCUAGCAUGUCUCUCCAUAUUCUAUUAGCUCACUCUAAAUCUCUAAUUAACCUUGGUGGCUACUCUUCCUACACGGAGAUGCACAAUGAGAGAAGACUUCCAUAUUUUUCAUGUUCAGAUCAAACCAACAGUAAAAAAUUACGAGCCUAA
This is a messenger RNA of Callorhinchus milii (elephant shark), 1340 nucleotides long. RefSeq names its product transmembrane protein 200A-like. The transcript has 3 exons. The record is from RefSeq and is a predicted model, not a curated record. Bases 66 to 1340 code for a protein of 424 amino acids. Lineage: Eukaryota; Metazoa; Chordata; Chondrichthyes; Chimaeriformes; Callorhinchidae.